CGAAGCAGACCCAAAUCUGCGGUACAACAGCUUGCAUUAGAGAUACGUGACCGUGAGCUUCCCUGUGUACUGCAAGAGGCGGUUUCCAUCCUGCAAGACUAACCUUUCCAGUCCAUCGGGAUAGGGAAAGCAUGGAGCGAAAUCACUGGGGAUAAAGUAUGUGGCAUUUGCUUGAAGGGAGAGAGAGCGAGAGGAACUGGGGGUUUUAAACUACAAAUCCCAGAAUUCCUCCACCUCUCCCCCGACACACAAACACACACAUAUACAUAAACUCACACUGGAGCACGUCAGCUCACGUCGGGAACGUCACGGAAUAGUUGGAUCGGUUGCAAUCGGUGAGUUUUUGUUGGUGAAGUUUGUGGACCCGAGGGCAGCGGAGCUGUCAAUCAGCGGCGCGAGUGUCCGGCUGGGACGACAGUGGACAGGGCGGGAGAGUCAGUGUCCUCCCUCCCACCUCACACACAACAACCCUGUCUGUCCAACUAUUAAUCAUCCCGAGUACGGCUGCUCCUUCCACCCCCCCCAGUGUGUUUGAACAGUGGAAUCGUGAUAGAAAGAAGUACCUGGGCUGUGCUGGGAAAGUUAGUUCAGACUUUACUGGGCUGGAUCUGAGAGAGGCGAUCCUGGUUUGUCUUCGCAGCCCUUUUAUCGUGAGCAAGAAAGAUGAGCGGCGGCGAUAUCGUCUACAACGGCUGGCUGAGGAAGUCUCCACCGGAGAAAAAGUUGAGACGUUACGCAUGGAAGAAGCGUUGGUUUGUGCUUCGAAGCGGCCGUCUGACUGGCGAUCCCGAUGUGUUGGAAUACUACAAAAAUGAUCAUGCAAAGAAACCAAUCCGUGUCAUUGACUUGAAUCUUUGUGAACAAGUGGAUGCUGGGCUAACCUUUAAUAAGAAGGAUCUUGAGAACAGUUAUAUUUUUGAUAUCCGAACAAUUGACCGUGUCUUCUACCUGGUAGCAGACACUGAAGAAGAAAUGAAUAAGUGGGUUCGCUGCAUCUGUGAUAUCUGUGGGUUCAAUCCUACUGAUGAGGAUGCUGUUAAAUCAACCAAUCCUUCCAGUAAUGUCAGUACUGAGGUACCCCUUUCUGUACGGCCAGCAGUUUCCAUGGGCUCACUACCUCCCCCCUAUCAGCCGAUCAGUGUGCGACAUCUGGAAUCAUUAUCUAGUCAGGAAGACCCACAGGAUUAUCUAUGGUUAGCCAACUGUGAAAGCAAAAAGCCUGAACCUGCCAGCCGAACAUCAUCCUUUGCCACAGAAGAAGGGGACGAGUAUCUCCUGCUGGAAGAUUUUGAAAGCAAAAAGCAUCCAAUUCACAAGCAGUUUCAUGCAGAUUCUUUGACCAAGUCCACAUCAUCAGAAACUGACUGCAAUGACAAUGUACCUUCACACAAACCCCCAGCACCCCCUGCAUCUAAACAGGCUAUAAAUGGCUUCUUUUCACAGCAAAGCUUUUAUGAUUCUCCGCCACCCAGAAUUACUUCCACAUCUACAGAUUCAAGCCUUUACAACCUGCCAAGGAGUUAUUCUCAAGACCUAAUUGCUGGAACUUGCUCCCCAUUGAUUGCUGAUAGUGAAGGUGAUUCACGUGUAUUUAAUACGCCCUCAAGGAUAUCUGGUCUGGAAAUUCAAAUGAGACAGAUAUCUGUCUGUUAUGAUAUUCCACCAACACCUGGAGGUACUUACCAGAUUCCACGGCCUUCUAUGGAGGGGACCCUGAGUCAAAGUUGCUCAAAGUUAGAACCUAUACCAGAUGUUCCUCCACCUCGCCCACCAAAACCUUCUCUAUCUCAUGACCGUUCACCUGUGGACACCUAUUUUGUACCUCGAUCAUCCUCAGAGGCUGAUACUAAUUACAGCGUUCCCACAUCAGGCAAAACUCUUCGAAGCAAUACCAUUGGCACUGUCGAAGGCCAUUGGCUAAGAAAAGUUUCAGAUACUUCUGCCACCAGUAUUCUGGAGCUAAGCCAGCCAGACUGUGGUCCUCAAGAUAGUUAUGAUAUUCCACGAACAUUUUCAAAUUCAGUCGAUCUUGGGGAAGGGUUUAGUAGCUACCUACAAAAAAAGGGUAUGAUGCCACUGGCAAGUUUGUGUAAUGAAGAACCUGACCAGAACUACGUACCUAUGGAUGCCAAUUCUCCACCACGCCUUCAGACAACCAGCCACCCUGAACCAAUCCAGGACACUAACUAUGUAGCUAUGACACCUGGUCCUUUUGAUUUCCCUGCACUGGGAAUGCAGGUCCCACCUCCGGCACACAUGGGUUUCAGGGUAAGCCCAAAAACCCCUCCCAGGAGGCCUGUUCCUACUGCUGAUUGUCAGCCACCACCAGUGGACAGGAAUCUCAAACCUGACAGAAAAGGUCAAAGUCCUAAAAUAAUAAGAGCUAAACCUGUUUUAGAACGAACUGAUACUCAAACCAUAGGUGACUUUACUCCAAGACGACACAAGGUUAAACCUGCACCAUUGGAAAUUAAACCUUUACCUGAAUUUGAAGAAUUGCAGGAAUUAGCUCCAGUCAGAUCACCAGUGACCAAAACCUUUACCAGAGAAAUCAGCCUCUCCAGGUUUCCUGCUAAUCCCCGGCCUACCUCCGUAGACAGCACUGCUUCCAGCACUGAUUCACAGGAGGACAGUGAAGAAAACUACGUGGCCAUGGAAUCUGCUCCCUCCACAGAUGAUCCAGUUGUAAAACAAGGAUCACUGCAAAGUUGUGAUGGGGGCAACAGUUUAACAAGAUCGAAAGGUGACAAACAACAAGUGGAAUACUUAGACCUGGAUCUAGACUCUGGAAAAUCAACACCACCACGAAAGAAAAGCAAUGGUACAGGUACAGUAGCAGCAGAUGAAAAAGUAGAUUAUGUAUUGGUGGACCAAGAGAGAACCCUCGCACUAAAGAACACCAGAAAAGCAUGGACUGAUGAAAGACAGUCAACAGAAUCGGAGACCCCAGUUAAAAGUGCAAAGUGACCUAAUGCUGUCAUUUAAAAGACCAUCAUGCCUUAUUGAGAUGCCUUUAUGUUCCUGCCGCUAAUGGCCUUCUACUCUAUGUACCCGACGUGAAUAAGCCAACCAUCAAUCAUGAAACAGUCAUAAGUGACUACUGGCCAGUGACUCCAAAUUUUACAUCCAAACAACACACGUCAUCAAAAUGGGGAAAUUAUUGAAAUCAACUUGAUUACUAUAAUUAAGUGCAAGCUGUUUGAUUUUACAUGCAUGGCCUGCAGAGACUUCCUUUGAUCCUGUAUGUUAGCUGAAUUUAGACUUGGAUUGCUUCUAAAUGGUCUAGUAUUCAGUUUUAGAAUGCCAUUGGAAAGAGUUACUUCAGGUACAAGGGGAAGCUAUUAGUUAUCACAGGAAUCUGGCCUCAAAAGUCCUAUGUAGAAAAUAACUUCAUUUUUUUCAUUCUAGAGCAAAUCAUGAAAAUUGUUAAACAUCCAGGCUGAAAAGUAUGUUCUAGCUAAACUAAUUUUCUAUUUUUUUUAAUUGAAGUCUAGAUUUAUUUAAGGUAGGUUUAGUGGAAGCAAUUCUUGACCUGUUAAACUUAACGAAAGUAGUUACAGUAAAACUACUAAUGCAUCGUUCAAUCUCUAGAGCAACAUUGCUGGCAGUGGCCUUUAGAUGACCAUUAUCAAUAAUUAUCUAAAAAGAAAACCCAACAAACCCACCCACUUCCUUUCCAGUAUUAAAAAGUAGAAUAGACCAUAAAUGCCAAUGGUUUCUCAUUCUUUGGUAUAUGUUAACUAAAAUAUCCAGUGCAGAAAAGUGACAAAUCAAUUUAGUUUAAAACUCUGGAAAGUUGAGACUUUAAUCCUUUUGAUAUAGUUUACAUGCCUGAAUUUUAAAAUAAACUUGCAGAGUGCAGAUUCUGCAGGGUAGAGUCAUGCAUUCCUUGUUACAAAUCCAGGAAGAAACUCGUUUGGUAUUCCACAUGAUGCCUCAUAAUUCUAUGCUCAGGUGGUACUUUUUUGGCAAGUUCUAGUGUACUUGUAUCCAAGAUUCUGGUUUCAAAAUGUACAAGUCCCAUUUUAACCAUGUUUUUGAGCCCUUUGCAAAAACUUUUUGUAUUACUUCCAGCAGUAAAUUCUUUAUUGAUUUGCAUAGUAGCAUUAUUGCUUUUACAUUUCAAGAUCAGGGAUGCAGUACUUGGAUUUAAAAAAAAACACCUGCUGUUUAUAAUAGCAAUUAAGUUAUAUGGAACUCCUAUAUCCAGGCGACACCGACAUUAUUUCACUAUUCGUACUAUAUACCAUGUUGGGAAUGUGAUAAUUUUGUUGUACAUAACACCUUUUUUUCACUUAUAAAGUGCUUAUAAACUGUAAAUGUACUAAAAAUUACUAACAUUUGUAUUUACAAAAAUUGUCUUUAUGCAUAAAAAUGUUGAAGUCCAUCAAAAAUUUUAUCAUUAAAUGUUGAAUGAAUGACAAUUUUAUGUGUAUGUUUGUAGUCUUCCAGCUCACAGGCUUUGUAUCUAAAAUAACUACCUUGGCUGAAGUACCCUUUUCCUUUAAUGUAAAUUGCACAGUGAUGGUUACUCAUUAUAAAUAAGCAGUAAUACUACUUGUAUUUUAAUGCAAGUUAUGGAAAUGCCAGACAUAAUGUAAUUGUGAAAUUAAAUCAAUGACCAUAUUCCACCCAGA
Molecule: messenger RNA, 4637 nt
Organism: Chiloscyllium plagiosum (whitespotted bambooshark)
Lineage: Eukaryota; Metazoa; Chordata; Chondrichthyes; Orectolobiformes; Hemiscylliidae
Gene: gab1
Product: GRB2-associated binding protein 1
Biological process (GO): signal transduction
Cellular component (GO): cytoplasm
Molecular function (GO): signaling adaptor activity
Source: RefSeq, a predicted model, not a curated record